Molecule: messenger RNA, 2896 nt
Organism: Drosophila montana
Lineage: Eukaryota; Metazoa; Arthropoda; Insecta; Diptera; Drosophilidae
Gene: Naprt
Product: nicotinate phosphoribosyltransferase
Exons: 11
Coding region: 87-2147 (686 amino acids)
Biological process (GO): NAD+ biosynthetic process via the salvage pathway
Cellular component (GO): cytosol
Molecular function (GO): nicotinate phosphoribosyltransferase activity
Source: RefSeq, a predicted model, not a curated record
GUGUGUGUAAACGACCUAUAAACGUGUCAGUUAGUGCGUUAUAAACAACAAAAACAACAACAACAACAACAACAACAGUUGUGAUCAUGAACGACCGUGAAAUUAGCUGCAAUUCGGGCGGCCAAUUUAUGGAUCGCGGACGCAUGAAUCAGAAUGGCGUUGUCCAGCCUCUGCUUACCGAUUUAUAUCAAAUAACAAUGGCCUAUGCCUACUGGAAGUCGGGCAAAACGGACGAUCAGGCGGUCUUUGAUCUCUUCUUUCGCAACAAUCCAUUCCAUGGCGAAUUUACCAUUUUUGCCGGCCUAGAGGAGUGCCUCAAGUUUUUAGAUAGCUUUCAUUACUCGCAGAGCGAUAUUGAAUACCUGCGGCAAACACUGCCCGAGGGCAUUGAGAAUGAGUUCUUUGAGUAUUUGGGCAAUUUGACAGCUCAUGAUGUAACGCUUUAUGCCAUUGAUGAGGGUACUGUGGCAUUUCCCCGCGUGCCCAUCAUAAAGCUUGAAGGACCCUUGAUAAUUGUACAACUUCUGGAGACAACGCUGCUCACGCUCGUGAACUAUGCCAGUUUAAUGGCGACAAAUGCAGCGCGCUAUCGCAUGGUGGCUGGCAAACACGUUAAACUGCUGGAGUUUGGGCUGCGUCGAGCGCAGGGACCGGACGGAGGACUAUCCGCAUCAAAGUAUUCCUAUACAGGCGGCUUCGAUGGCACCUCCAAUGUGCUGGCUGGUAAACUCUUUAACAUACCCGUCAAGGGCACUCAUGCUCAUGCCUAUAUCACGAGCUUCAGCAGCGUGGGUGAGCUGAAGACGCGUCUGCUCAAGCACAAGCAAACGGGUGUUAUGGAGGAUCUGCUGGAGCAUGCCAUACGGCAUCGACAAUUGUUGUCGCAUGUCCUCGAUGUAUCCACGGAGGAGUCCAGCGAGGGUGAAUUGGCGGCGAUGGUCUCGUAUGCGAUCGCCUUUCCGGACGGCUUUAUGGCUCUUGUCGACACGUACGAUGUUAAGAGCCGAGAAACAGAACAAGUCACACAAGUCUCAUACGUACAAACUGAUAUCAAAUCAAGAACUAGUCAGCCAACGAAUGGCAUUGGCAAUGCCCCUCCAACGCCACCAGCCACGCCCCAUGCCCAAAAUGGUCAAAGCAAUGGACACAAGAUCAAUGGCCAGAUCAAUGAGCACCAUUUGAAUCAUUUGAAUGGGUUCUCCAACAAACAGCUCACAGAGCCAACAAUAACAGAAACAGCCUCUGCAACUCCAACUCCAACUGCAACUGCAACUGCAACAACAGCAGAAGCAACUGCAACAACAACAACAACAACAACAAGAACUCCAACAAUCAGCACCUCAUCGUCCAAUGGGGCGGCGUACCUACCAAAAUAUGUCGAGAAGUCAUUCAGGAGCGGACUGUUCAAUUUUAGCGCCGUGGCGCUGGCUCUCAACGAUCUGGGCUAUCAUGCGCUGGGCAUACGCAUUGACUCUGGCGAUUUGGCCUAUUUGUCCUGCCUGGCGCGCGAGGCCUUUGAGAAGGUGGCGGAACACUUCAAGGUGCCCUGGUUCAAUAAGCUGACCAUUGUCGCCUCCAACGACAUCAACGAGGAUACCAUACUCAGCUUGAAUGAGCAGGGUCACAAGAUCGACUGCUUUGGCAUUGGCACUCACUUGGUUACCUGCCAGCGACAGCCGGCCUUGGGCUGUGUCUACAAGCUGGUGGAGAUUAACGGCCAGGCGCGCAUUAAGCUCAGUCAGGAUGUGGAGAAGGUCACCAUGCCGGGCAAUAAGAACGCCUAUCGUUUGUAUAGCGCCGAUGGACACGCUUUGAUUGAUCUGCUGCAAAAGGAUUCGGAAAUGCCGCCGGCUGUCGGCCAGAAGGUGUUGUGCCGUCAUCCAUUUCAGGAGUCCAAGCGCGCCUAUGUCAUACCCUCGCACGUUGAGUCGCUCUACAAGAUCUACUGGAAGGCGGGAAAAAUAUGCCAGCUGCUGCCGACGCUGGAGCAGGUGCGCGAGAAGGUGCAAAUCUCGCUGAAGACGCUCCGCAAUGAUCACAAGCGCACGCUCAACCCCACGCCCUACAAGGUGGCCGUCAGCGAUAAUCUGUACAAUUUCAUACACGAUCUGUGGCUGCAGAAUGCACCAAUUGGCGAACUCUCAUGAUCUAUAUAAGCAGCCGACGUUGGCCGCCGUACGAAGUACGAAUUCCGCAGAAAAUUCUACGCCCAUUGCACACAUUUAUUUGGUCUAAUCGCAACGCGAUUUUAGUCAUUUGCUGGUCAUAUGCAUUAAUUGUAAACAUUUGGAAUAGUUGACGAUUCCAAAAAAAAAAAAAAAAACAAAAAACUAAACAGAAGAAAAUCUUUGUAGCGUGACAUUUGAAACAAAGCCGACUUUCAAUGUGCAAAAUUGUGUUUUUGCGCACAAAUUCAUUUAGUACCAACAAUAAACCAUAUGUAGCUUAUACAUAGUGAUUCUUAACUUAAAUUUCUAUAUAUACUACAUAUAUAAACGCACAUCAUAUUCAGGAAUGUGUCAUGUGCCUUACACAAAAAUAUCGUAAACUGUAACCAAAUACUUAAGUCGAAAAACGAAAAGCUGGAUGUAUUUAAUAUUUUUAGUCGUUAAGUGUUGUAUGUUGCUAACAAAAAAGAAAAGAAAACCCAAUCUUAAACAAAAACCUAAAACAAAUCAGUUUGAAGUACAAAUGUUUUGCUAAUUAGUUGCAUGUAUAGGGCGGCACACGUAAAUGCACACUUACAUAUUUAACAAAUUACAAAUGCUUAUGUUUAAUUAUAAUCAAGUGUAAAUAUGUUCAAUCUAAUAAAUGUAAGCCAGAAAGCUGUACACAAUACACUACACACUACACAGUCAAACAAAACACACGUUGAUUAAAUGAGCGCUUCAACAAA